This is a messenger RNA of Cryptococcus deneoformans JEC21, 1360 nucleotides long. RefSeq names its product succinate:fumarate antiporter, putative. The transcript has 7 exons. The record is from RefSeq and is a predicted model, not a curated record. Bases 274 to 1302 code for a protein of 342 amino acids. Lineage: Eukaryota; Fungi; Basidiomycota; Tremellomycetes; Tremellales; Cryptococcaceae. Gene Ontology annotation, biological process: succinate transport; fumarate transport; transmembrane transport.
GUCAAUCUUCAAUCCAGUACGUGGUCUGCUGUCUAUAUAUAAGACGAUCGUCUCCAACAUGCUACGAAUUCAAUCUCGCCAGAACAAUAAUCAAGUUCCUGUCCUAUCUUAGCUCAAGCGCAUCUCCAGUCAGACUCGGAAUAUUCAACAGAGGAAAGGAAGGAAGCAAUUCAACAACGAAACAACUUAAUACUCGCCGACACCCAGGCUUACUUUAGCAUUCCAUUGUAGCCAGUCGUCAAUAGCCAAUAGCCCCCCUUGAAUCUUAGUCCUAUGUCUUCUACAACAUCCAAACCCUUUGGGGGAGGCGUCACUGGUGACAGAGUGGCCCCUCCUCCUCCCAAGGCCAUAAGCGGUAAAGAGAAGGUACCUCUGAGUACGCAUCUGAUCGCGGGUGGUGUCGCUGGCUUAGCAGAAUCACUUGCUUGUCAUCCUUUGGAUACCAUUAAGGUUCGAAUGCAACUAUCAAAAUCCAGAAAAGCGAAGGGACUCAAACCAUUAGGCUUCUUUGCGACAGGAAGACAAAUUGCUGCUCGUGAGACACCUCUGGGCCUGUACAAGGGUCUUGGUGCUGUCGUUAGCGGAAUUGUACCCAAGAUGGCCAUUCGUUUUGCUAGUUUCGAGAUGUACAAGGGAUGGUUAUCGAAUCCUGAUGGAAGCAUCUCCUCGAAAGCCACAUUUUUAGCUGGUCUCGGUGCCGGUGCGACAGAGGCGGUAGCUGUCGUGACACCCAUGGAAGUAAUUAAGAUUCGCCUGCAAGCUCAGCAACACUCAUUGGCUGAUCCCCUCGACAUCCCUAGAUAUCGCAACGCCGCCCACGCUGCCUUUACCAUUGUCCGAGAGGAAGGAAUCGCUACCCUCUAUCGGGGUGUUUCCCUCACCGCCCUCCGACAAGCGACAAAUCAAGGUGUGAAUUUCACAGCUUAUCAGCAAUUUAAGAAAUGGGCCAUGGACUUCCAACCGCAGCAUAAGGAAUCAGGCCAACUGCCAAGCUGGCAGACUAUGAUUUUAGGCUUGGUUAGUGGUGCCAUGGGACCAUUCUCCAACGCUCCAAUUGAUACUAUUAAAACUCGUAUUCAGAAAGCUUCAAAAGUGGAAGGGGAAACCGCCCUAUCCCGGAUGGCCAAGGUCGCUUCGGAAAUGUUUAGGAACGAAGGGGCCAAGGCGUUUUACAAGGGUAUUACUCCUCGUGUCUUGCGUGUGGCUCCUGGCCAGGCUAUUGUGUUCACUGUGUAUGAGCGUGUGAAGAAGAUGAUUGAUGUUGCAAAGGGAACUGCUUUAGGUGCCGAAUACGAUGAGUAGCAUGUAAAAAGGACGGGGUUUUACGAGUAAAACGUAUGCACUGUAUGCAUCAGAUCUA